AUGGCGGUACGGUACUUCAAGAAGGGAGCGGCAAUAGAAUGGGCAGCCAACGCAGCAGACGCUAGUCUACUUGACGCAUAUCCGAUGCUCGUCACAAGCGUAGCAUUCGAGGUCGGACAAGCAACUGGAAGGGUGUCUUCUUCGACUCUACAUAAGCUUCUCGUCUGUCUGUGCCCCAGAUCUACGGGAGAAAAGGUAGACCGCCCGGUCAAGUAUUCUCCUCGUUUGUCUACACUUUUCUAUCUUGGUACCUUUAAGGCCUUCACUCGCGCGCCAUUUCUGUCUGAGGCACUGCAAAACAUCACAACACCGCCACUACCCGCCACUCCUUUCCGCACAAGUCAACUUGCAGCCACUCAAAUACUCGUAUACUCCAGUCCUGUACCUUCCUCUCACCACACCCACCACACCAUCUGCUCUGUCCCUACUCUCGGAACCGUACAGACACAGUGUUACACAAGAAUGGCCUUCUUUUCACCCGAGGCAGAGCUGGCCUUGCUUGGUCCGGAUGACAGCAUAGCACACCUAUACCCCUCCAGCACUUGUCAAUCACCACCGAGCAUCAUGUACUCUCCGCCGCUACAUCACAUAUCACAUCGAACACCUACCUCCUUGCCUGGAAACGGAGCCAUGUAUCCCACACCACACGAAUAUAGGCCCAUGAUGGAGUCUCCAUACCCACCACACAACCUCUGGUCGUCGCAGGCAACUUCCAUGUCCAUGUCGCAGGUGUCAUCGUAUGCAUCAUACCCGCCCUUUACGAGCAUAGCAUCAACUCCAAUCCUUUCACACGAAUCGGGCACAUUUGGACAAUCUUUCGCGCCCCCCCGAGCUUCACGCUCUCACUCUGUCUCUUCUUCUGCAGGUCUGGGCAUACAUUCUUCCGUGCCUUCGGAAAGAUCACCGCCAGCUCUCUCCCGUUCUCUCUCCCCAUCAUCACCCGAUCUGCGAGCAUUUGGUAUCCCAGAUAAGAAUGGGACAUGGAGCUGUGCAUACCCUGGUUGUACUUCAAGAGCAGUCUUUACCCGAGGCUGUGACCUCAGAAAACAUCACAAGCGUCACACAAAGUCUUUCUUCUGCCGUCACGGAGACUGCCCGCAAUCUUCUGGAGGUGGAUUCUCGAGCAAGAAAGAUCUCGCAAGGCAUGAAGCCAAGCACAAUCCAGGAGUACUGUGUGAUUGGGACGGCUGCGACAGAGUGUUUAGUCGUGUGGACAAUAUGAGAGAUCACGUAAAGAGAAUACACCUCAAAGCGUCCAGGAAAACCUCGAUUGCCUCCCGUUGA
Plenodomus lingam JN3 is the source of this 1284-nucleotide messenger RNA. The record is from RefSeq and is a predicted model, not a curated record. NCBI's taxonomy places the organism in Eukaryota, Fungi, Ascomycota, Dothideomycetes, Pleosporales, Leptosphaeriaceae.